Messenger RNA from Gorilla gorilla gorilla (western lowland gorilla), 977 nucleotides. It is a transcript of the gene PRTN3, whose product is annotated as proteinase 3. The transcript is spliced from 5 exons. The coding region runs from base 1 to 771 and encodes 256 amino acids. NCBI's taxonomy places the organism in Eukaryota, Metazoa, Chordata, Mammalia, Primates, Hominidae. Gene Ontology annotation, molecular function: serine-type endopeptidase activity. The record is from RefSeq and is a predicted model, not a curated record. Gene Ontology annotation, biological process: proteolysis.
AUGGCUCACCGGCCCCCCAGCCCUGCCCUGGCAUCCGUGCUGCUGGCCUUGCUGCUGAGCGGUGCUGCCCGAGCUGCGGAGAUCGUGGGCGGGCACGAGGCGCAGCCACACUCCCGGCCCUACAUGGCCUCCCUGCAGAUGCGGGGGAACCCGGGCAGCCACUUCUGCGGAGGCACCUUGAUCCACCCCAGCUUCGUGCUGACGGCCGCGCAUUGCCUGCAGGACAGACCCCAGCGCCUGGUGAACGUGGUGCUCGGAGCCCACAACGUGCAGACGCAGGAGCCCACCCAGCAGCACUUCUCGGUGGCUCAGGUGUUUCUGAACAACUACGACCGGGAGAACAAACUGAACGACGUUCUCCUCAUCCAGCUGAGCAGCCCAGCCAACCUCAGUGCGUCCGUCGCCACAGUCCAGCUGCCACAGCAGGACCAGCCAGUGCCCCACGGCACCCAGUGCCUGGCCAUGGGCUGGGGCCGCGUGGGCACCCACGACCCCCCAGCCCAGGUCCUGCAGGAGCUCAAUGUCACCGUGGUCACCUUCUUCUGCCGGCCACAUAACGUUUGCACUUUGGUCCCUCGCCGCAGGGCCGGCAUCUGCUUCGGAGACUCAGGUGGCCCCCUGAUCUGUGAUGGCAUCAUCCAAGGAAUAGACUCCUUCGUGAUCUGGGGAUGUGCCACCCGCCUUUUCCCCGACUUCUUCGCGCGGGUAGCCCUCUACGUGGACUGGAUCCAUUCCACGCUGCGCCGUGUGGAGGCCGAGGGCCGCCUCUGAACCGCCCCUCCCACAGCGCUGGCUGGGACCCCGAGCCUGGCUCCAAACCCUCAAGGCGGAUCUUUGGACAGAAGCAGCUCUUCCCCGAACACUGUGGCAUCCGGGACGGCCCCUCCCGUCCCCCCACACUCCCUCCCACGGGGCUCCGGGAGACAGGCCGGCCCUGCACCUCACCCCACCGUGACCUCAAUAAACGUUGAAACUCC